Solanum stenotomum is the source of this 4351-nucleotide messenger RNA. RefSeq names its product probable disease resistance protein At1g61310. The transcript has 7 exons. Lineage: Eukaryota; Viridiplantae; Streptophyta; Magnoliopsida; Solanales; Solanaceae. Bases 140 to 4207 code for a protein of 1355 amino acids. The record is from RefSeq and is a predicted model, not a curated record. Gene Ontology annotation, molecular function: ATP hydrolysis activity; ADP binding.
AGUAACUAGCUCAAAGCUGUGUAUUUAUCAGCUUUCAUUUUACUCUCUUGUAUUCAUUCACUCUCAACCUACUUUUCUUACUCAAAGCAUUUUCAUCUACCUUUGUCUACUUGUAACUAAGAAAUCAGAGGAGAUAGAUAUGGAAUUCUUAUCUAUUUUUGUGGAAAAGGUAACAGAUUGCUUGAUCCAGCCAGUUGCACGAGGGAUCGGGUAUUUCUUUUACUACAAGAGCAACAUCAGAUCUAUGGAAAAUGAGUCUAAGAAGCUGGAGGAUAUCAGAAUUGGGGUGCAUCAAAGAGCGGAGGCAGACCGGAGAAACUUACAAGUCAUUUCUCCCAAUGUUGAGGCAUGGUUUACUAGUGUUGAUACUACUACUGCAGAUGUAGCAGCUGUAAUGCGACGAGGUAGAAUUGAGGUUGAAAGGUAUGGUUGGUGUCCAAACUUGAAGUCACGCUACUCCCUCAGCAGGAGAGCUAAGAAAAUUGCACUGGAGUUGAUUGAACUUCGAAAUGAAGGCAAUGAUUUUGCUGUUUUCUCCUAUCCUGCUGUCCAAAUUGAAGUUAUACCUAGUAACAGUGCUGAGGAAUUUGACUCCAGAAAAAUGAAAGAGGAUGAGGUCAUUGCAGCUUUGAAAGAUGACGGGGUCACUAUGAUUGGGAUAUGUGGUAUGGGUGGUGUUGGUAAAACAACACUCGCUGAGAAAAUCAGACAAAAGGCAAAACAAGAAAGGUUAAUGGAUGUCGUCAUGGUAACUGUCAGUCAACAACCAGACUUGAAAAAACUUCAGGGUGAGAUCGCAAGAGGAGUCGGACUGACAUUAGAAGGGGAUGAUAUGUGGAGUCGUGGAGAUCGGCUGCGUACAAGGUUAAUGGAUCAGAACAGCCACAACCUUAUAAUCUUGGAUGACGUUUGGGAGGCUCUUCAUGAUCUAGACAAACUUGGAAUUCCAAGUGGAAGCAACCACAAACAUCGGUGCAAAGUGAUAUUGACAACGCGUUACCGAAAUGUUUGUGAAGCAAUGGAAGCUCAGAAGAUCAUGGAAGUUGGAACAUUAUCUGAAGAGGAAGCAUGGUGUCUUUUCAAGCAGAAAGCUGGUGAUAUAGUUGAUGUUCCUUCUAUUCAUGACACAGCAAAAGAAGUUGCCAAAGAAUGCAAGGGGUUGCCGCUUGCAAUUAUUACAGUUGCAGGAGCCCUUAAGGGUAAAGACGAGCCUUUGUGGAAGGAUGCCCUUAAACAAUUAUGUGAUGCAGAAACAAGAAAUAUCCCUGGAGUGCACACAAAGGUGUAUAAACCUCUGAGGCUAAGCUAUGAUUACUUGGAAAGUGAUGAAGCCAAGUACCUCUUUUUGAUUUGUUCUUUGUUCAAGGAAGAUAGUGAUAUUUCGACUGAAAAAUUGCUUAAAUAUGGAAUGGUGCUUCGCAUCUUUUCGAAAAUUAAAAAUAUAGAAGAAGCAAGAGAUAGGAUGUGUAAUCUGGUAGAAACAUUGAAAGAUAGUUUCUUAUUAUCCCAAGGUUCAUACAAAGAUCAUGUCAAAAUGCAUGAUGUGAUCCAUGACGUAGCUAUAAAUAUUGCAUCUGAGGGAGAUCAUAGCUUUAUGGUAAGUCAUGAUGUGAACUCGGAAGAGUUCCCAAGAAUAGACUUUGACAAGCAGCAAUACAGUCACAUAUCAAUUGUUGCAAAUAAAUUUGACGAGCCUUGUAGCCCAAUAGUUUGCCCAAAACUGAAGCUUCUAAUGUUGAAACUUUGUUUUGAAGAGCCAUUCAAGUUACAAGAUGAUUUUUUUGAUGGAAUGAGUAAACUCAAUGUCUUAAGCCUGAGAGGAGCCAUUCAGCCUUUUCCAACAUCCAUUCAGAAGUUGUCAAGUCUGAGGAUGUUGUAUCUGAAAAGAUUAAAGUUGGAUGACAUAUCCAUUAUUGGCAAACUUGUCAAUUUGGAAAUUCUUUGCAUAAGAGAUUGUGAGUUAGAGGAGGUGCCAGUGGAGAUAGGGAAAUUGGACAAUCUAAUUAUGUUAGAGUUGCAGACUGAAAGACUUAAAAGGAUUUCAGCAGGGGUGUUAUCAAAACUAGUUCGAUUGGAGGAACUUCAUAUGGUGGCAGUAGAAGAUUGUUGUUACUCCACCCUGAGGGAACUGGAAUCUUUAUCGAAAUUGACUGCACUGACAUUAAGUAAAUGUUCCGGAGAUGUGAUCUACAGUACUAACUUGCGCCUUCCCUCCAGGUUGACACGGUACACUCUCAAAGAGGGUGAUGCUUACAGAGUGACCAGGGGUGAUUACGGAAAGAUUAUUGAUUUAAAGGUCACUAAGACCACCCCAUUGGGUGAUUGGAUCUGCCGCCUGUUGAAGGAAUGCGAAUUUGUACGUUCAAUGGGAAGAGGCUCUAAUAACGUGUUGGCCGAGUUACAGCUGAAUGAGCUUCACAAUGUGAAAGUUCUCGGCCUCUCUGAUUGUGAUUUAGUGACACAUUUAUUGAAGCUCUGUGGGAGGACACAUGAAAUAAUCAAGUUCCCCAAUUUAAAUGAGUUAGAGCUUGAAUCUCUGAAAUGCCUGACUCACUUUUGCAGUGACAAUGUUGAGGGCAUUGAGUUCCCUCUGUUAUGGAUGAUGAGCUUCAAACGGUUACCUGAGUUCCAAAAUUUCUGGCCUACCACCAACAACUCCAUCACCGACUCAAAUCCUCUUUUCAAUGAAAAGGUUUCUUGUCCCAAUCUGAAAAAGCUAUACAUCAGUGAACUUGAAAGGAUAAGUGCUCUAUGCUCUCACCAACUUCCAACUGCCUACUUCGGUAAACUUGAAUCAUUGGCGGUAUCUGAAUGUGAGAAAUUGAGAAAUUUGAUGUCACCAUCAGUGGCCAGAGGUGCUCGGAAUCUCCAGGGACUAUGGAUAAAAGAUUGUCAAUCAAUGGAAGAAGUGAUCACAGAAGAGGAACAACAAAGAGAGGGAAUCAUCACCUUAUUUCCCCUUUUGGAAAAGCUGGAGCUUAGCAAGCUGCCUAAGCUGGGGCAUUUCUUUCUGACGAAGUGUACUCUUGAAUUUCCAUUUCUCAUAGAAGUGAAGAUUGAUGACUGCCCUGAAAUGAAGACUUUUGUCCAACGGGAAAUAUUUAUUAGUACACCGAGUCUUGAAAGUAUGAACAAUGAUGAUGAGGUGAAACCAGUUGAUCUCAAUAAAGUCAUGUUCAAUUCUAAGGUUUCUUGUCCCAACCUGGAAAAGUUAUACAUCAAUCAGGCUAACAGCAUAAGUGUUCUAUGCUAUCACCAACUUCCAACUCCCUACUUCAGCAAACUUCAAACAUUGGAAGUAAAGAGUUGUGGAAAAUUGAGAAACUUGAUGUCUCUAUCAGUAGCCAAAGGUGUUUUGAAUCUCCGAACACUUAAGAUAGAUGGUUGUGAAUCAAUGGAAGAAGUGAUCACAAAAGAGGAACAACAACAAGGAGAUGGAAUCAUGACCUUAUUUCCCCUGUUGGAAGAACUGGAGCUUUGUAGGAUGCCUAAGUUGGGGCAUUUCUUUCUGACAGAGUGUACUCUCGAAUUUCCAUUUCUCAGAGAAGUGAUUAUUGAUGACUGCCCUGAAAUGAAUACGUUUCCCCAACAAAGAAUAUCCAUGAGUACACCAUGUCUCAAAAGUACUGUGAACAAUGAUGAUGAGGUGAAAGUAGUUGAUCUCAAUAACGCAAUGUUCAAUUCUAAGGUUUUUUGUCCCAACCUGGAAACUAUAUGUAUUGAUGAGGCUAACAGCAUGAGUGCUCUAUGCUCUCACCAACUUCCAACUGACUACUUCACCAAACUUCAAACAUUGUAUGUAUCUAAUUGUGGAAAAUUGAGAAACUUGAUGUCUCCAUCAGUGGCCAAAGGUCUUCUGAAUCUCCAACUACUAAGGAUAGAACACUGUGAAUCAAUGGAAGAAGUGAUCACAAAAGGAGAAGGAAUCAUGACCUUAUUUCCCCGAUUGAUAUACCUGGGUCUUAACUAUCUGCCUAAGCUGAGGCAUUUCUUUCUGACAGAGCAUGCUCUUGAAUUUCCAUUUCUCAGAAACGUGAAGAUUGAUGAUUGCCCUAUAAUGAAGAUGUUUGUUCAACAGGGAGUAUCUGUGAGUACACCGCGUCUCAAAUGUGAUGAUGGGGUGAAAGUAGAUGAUCUCAAUAAAUGGACACAACAGAGGUUCAAUUCUCAGGAACAAUCUGAAGCUAGUGAUGACAACGAUGCCUGAAGCUACCAAAGGCGAUGAAUCUGAAGCUAGUGAUGACGAUGAAUCUAAAGCUACCAAUGGUGAUGAAUCUGAAGCUACCGAGUCUCGAAAGGGUGAACCAUGAUUUUGGUGUGAUAACAACAAAGCCAAACCUAGUGAUGUCAG